ACGUGAUAUUAUGGCGAAUGAAUCCAACGAUACAAUCGAUAACACAAUUAAUAUCAAUAGCAAUGACAUCACAGCCGGUGGUCAUGAGAUCAGCGAUCAAUUGAUUGAGAAGUUGUUCCCAAAAUGUCGCCCAAAGACUAAGACUAUAAGCGAUUUGAAUGAGAACUACAAGAACUGCGACCGAAAUGAACACAUUUUAAUUGAUCUCGACUUAGAUCUCAUCAAUGAUAACAACACUAUGAAUGACACCAAACAGAGAGACAAGGAUUGCGUCCAAACUGACAAUAAUUGCAUCAAAAAUAGCUUAACAAACAUUGGCUUCAAAUUAGACCAACUCUUGCUGUCACCCGAAGAAGAGUACAAACCAUUGAAUUACAACUUCCAUAACAAACCAAUGAUCGACAGCAACGAUGACAUCGACUUCGAGGAAGCGAGUAGUGGUAAAGACAUGGCUCUCAGGGAGAGUCGUAUUGAGAUCGCCGGCGGAAGAGAGAUAUUCAGCGCCUCUAAGAAUAAGAUGAAUAAACGACGACUGGUUUCCCAUCACAACAAUAAUACCGCUAAUUGUGACGAAAAGGUGUCGCAAAAUGUGGCUAAAUGUAAGCGAAAUAAUACCACACAAACACUGGUCCCAAACAGUGAUAGCAAUCAAUUGGUCCAAAACAAUGACAUAUUCGUUGAAUCCUAUUGUAUGACCAAUCCAUUAGCCAAUCAACUACUCCAUCAACAGAUGAGUGAUGUCUCUGUGAUCACUGAUGGCAAAAGUGUUGAACACAAACACAAACUCUUGUCGGGUAUUGUUGUUUACGAAGACUUCACUUCUAAACCCGAUUCUGAGAUCAUUUACGAUGACAUCGAAGAGAUGGACAAAACAGAGCAUCAAUUGUCUGUUAAACCGAUUGACAAUGAAUUGCAAAACUCGGGCAAUACUUACAUGAAUUGUGUCAACGAAUCACUACUUAAUGGCGAUUCUGUUAAUAAAUGUGACCAAAAAAUUGAUAGCUUUGAGACCAGCGAUGACUGCGAAGACAAUGAAGAGGACAAAGAAAACAAUACAUUAAAAGACGACACAUCACUAGGAGGUGGGAACAGAGAGAUCGCCCGCAUUAUAGGCAAUGUGCCGAUCGCUCAAUACGACGGCUCUCCGCGAAGAUAUGGACCCAAACCUCCCGGUUAUCCCCAAAGAGUCAUAAAUAAUGAGGACAUGUCAGUAGGUUUGGCCAAUUGUAGCAUUGAAUCCAAAGGUUUGGUAGACAUAUCAUGUGAUGAAUUGGUCAAAUCGAUUCUUAGUAUUCCCACGCAAUACGAAGAGUCGCCGACCAAUAGCUGUACAAACGUAUCAAACGGUUCAAAGUCUCAUUCGUCAGGCAUUCAAAGCGCUGCCAUCAGUGAACACGAGUCCGAUAAGAAUGACGUUAUUAUGGAAACAUCUGAUAUGAAUGUUUACCAGUUUUCAGACUUGGAUUACAAACUCUAUAGAAUGGGAAGUGUAGGCAACGCUUAUGUGGGCAAACGGUUGGCUACACUUUCCUCUGCCAACUCAGAAGACGACAAUUCGGUAGCCGUGAGUCCGUCUAAGAGUGUCAACAAUGACACCAAUGACACCAAUUCAAUGAUAGCACACGAAAAUGAGUUGAUUUUAUUACACGAACGCGUCAGACAACACAUACUCAGCGAAAUGGUUUCAGUCGACAGAUCGUCAGUCAGUACGGGUGCCGACACCGAACCCGAGCCAGAAGUCAGUCAUAGGCCUCAGGAAAGUAAUCGCAAUUUCACACUUUCGCCCGACAUUACAGACUGUGACAGCAAUGAGAUCGAGAGUGAAUUGUCAUUAGAGGGCAGUUUGCUUUCCAACAGCAAAAUUGCUGUCAUGCCUGUCCUCGAAGACGGCCUCUCCAGUGGCGUCCCUUCAAGUGAUAACGAGUUGGACGAUGAGGUGAACUCCGAGUCGCCCACCAAUAUAUCCAACUCUAAGAAACAGAUCUGCGAACGACUCCAAGAGGAACUGGUCUCCAAACUCAAGGCUAAACUUAAACAUAACGAUAAUUUAUUAGAGCAUCAAAAUAAUUAUAAUCAUCAUUCAUCUAAUCUCCAUAAGAAUGCCAGUGCUUUAAAUCAUUCCGAGACUUAUAGGAAAGAAGCAAAUGAUACACAAAAUUAUUGUCACGAAUUAGAGAAUAAAUCAAUGAGUGAUGAAACGAGAGAUAAAGAAAUGAAUCGACAGAAUAACGAGACGAACGACAUUAAUAAUUCAAUUUGGAUCCCAAGGAGCAACGAAUUGAAUGGCAAUAAACCAGUGAAUGCCAACACCGAUGACUCGACCGUUUGUGAGCCAACCGUAUCGCGACAUCACGACGAAGACUGUGAUACAGACCAAGAAACCGAUCGAUUAUUAGGCGCUCAACGCACUGACGAUCGCGGCUUCUUUGAAGAUAAAAGCAAUUCAAACAAGCGGUCAAAUGCCACCCGAGAAGCCUUCAUUCACGACCCAUCAGUACUCAUUGAAGGCGUCCUAUUCCGGGCCCGAUAUCUGGGCUCAACUCAAUUGGUAUGUGAGGGACAGCCGACUAAAGCAACCCGAAUGAUGCAGGCGGAGGAAGCCGUCUCCAGAAUCAAGGCACCGGAAGGUGAGACUCAGCCGAGCACUGAUGUCGAUCUAUUCAUUUCAACUGAAAAGAUCAUGGUUCUCAACACCGAUCUUAAGGAGAUAAUGAUGGACCACUCAUUGCGGACCAUAUCAUACAUCGCAGACAUCGGCGACUUAUUGGUGCUAAUGGCCAGACGACGCAUAUUAAACCCUAUGGACGAGACGAGCGAAGCCAACAUUAAGCGAAUCCCGAAAAUGAUUUGCCAUAUAUUCGAGUCAGAAGAGGCGCAGUUCAUCGCUCAGUCCAUCGGACAGGCCUUUCAAGUGGCGUAUAUGGAGUUCCUUAAAGCCAAUGGCAUCGAAGACAGCAGUUUUGUUAAAGAAAUGGAUUACCAGGAAGUGCUUAACUCUCAACAAAUAUUUGGUAAUGAAUUGGAAAUGUUUGCCAAAAAGGAGAAACAAAAAGAAGUUAUUGUUCCCAAACAAAAAGGAGAGAUAUUAGGAGUUGUUGUGGUUGAGUCGGGCUGGGGAUCAAUGUUGCCCACAGUCGUGAUCGCAAAUAUGGCACAACAGGGACCCAGUGCUCGAUGCGGUCAACUCAAUAUUGGCGAUCAGAUUAUUGCUAUUAAUGGUGUUAGUCUUGUAGGACUCCCAUUGUCCACAUGUCAGACCUAUAUUAAGAAUACAAAAAACCAAACUGUAGUGAAGUUUACAGUCGUUCCCUGUCCUCCAGUGGUUGAAGUGAAGAUUAAAAGACCCGACACUAAGUAUCAGCUCGGGUUCAGUGUUCAGAACGGAGUGAUCUGUAGUCUAUUGCGCGGCGGUAUCGCAGAGAGGGGUGGCGUCCGCGUCGGUCAUCGCAUUAUUGAGAUUAACGGACAGAGUGUUAGUUUUUAUAGUUUGCUCAUUGAUUGCACGUCUUAUAGACUGUUGAUUGUUGAACAGGUGGUUGCGGUGCCUCACGACCGGAUCGUUAACUUAUUGGCCACUUCUGUUGGAGAGAUUCUGAUGAAAACAAUGCCCACAUCUAUGUUCAGACUAUUGACGGGACAGGAAAUGCCUACUUAUAUGUGAUGUGAAUGUAUUGGAGCGACGAAUGGAUUCGUCGCUUUCCUCAAGUGAUUUUUGUUUGUCAUUUGGUUUCGACUUAAGACCCGACAAUUUGUGCCUUUUUUGGUAUAACGAUUGCAUUGUGUUUGCGAUUAUGAGUUCUAUUGCUUAAUGGCUUCUAAUCUAUUCAUUAAUACAUAAUUAUAUACAUAAUAUAACAUGUAUUUAACAUAUAAUCAAUUUUUAUAUGUUUUAAGUUAUCACUGAUUCCUGAUGUUUGCGAAAACGAUUUAAUUUUAAUCAUAUUUAAGCCAUUAAUUACACGAAAGGGAGUGAAUGAGUGAAUACAAAAUACGAUAUGUUUACAGUGAACGGACAGUGAAUUCUGUAGUAAUGUAUAGAAAUCAUAUCAGAUGUGAACCAAUUGAGUGAAUCAAUCGAUUCCCAAAUAUUUCCCAAAAACCAAAGAAUGCUUUCAUUUAUCGAUAAUAAUUAUUACUUAAAUAUUAGCAUAAAUUCCUUAAUAUAUGUUCACUUACGUUGAUAUUUAUAAUUAGUCACAAACCACAGUCAUAACCCCUGAGCCCUACCCUCCCAUUAUUUGUGCAAUUAUUAUGUGUUAAGUGUUUAGUGCAUUGGUUUUCAUAAGUCUGACCCCAAAUCAAGUCUCA
Messenger RNA from Medioppia subpectinata, 4308 nucleotides. The record is from the annotation of a GenBank genome assembly. NCBI's taxonomy places the organism in Eukaryota, Metazoa, Arthropoda, Arachnida, Sarcoptiformes, Oppiidae.